AUUAAUAAUUCGCAAUAAAAACGUUAUUUAGACAAAUUAAUUAGAAAAGACGAAAGAGGUUCACAAUAGAACUUAAAUAAUUCACUUCAAGUAUAAAAUAAAAAAUAUCACAAAUGUUUAUCAGAAAUCAACAUACAUUGCUAGAUACUACCAGCAGUAGCAGUAGUAGCACAAGCAGUGGAGGAGUGGUUGGAAGUGCCAGCAGCAGCAGUAUAGGUGAGAGCGGUAGCGCCGAACUGCUUUGCAGUUCCGGAAGCGGUCCUUCUGCUGCUUGUGAUGAUUGUAAUCCUACCACAAGUAAUAAUGAAACCGGAAAUAACAAUAAUGCAAAGAAAAAUCUUAAUCUGAGUUUGACCUUAAAUAACAAUAAUAACAACAAUAAUAACAAUAAAAAGCUUAUAAGUAGCAUUGGUGGUAUUGGUGGCAGCAUUUGGCGUUCAGUUACUUCUGCUUCCACAACCUCUUCAUCGACUUCAUCAGCUUCACCAACUUCAUUGUCUACUGGUAGCACUUCAAGUGCCACAGUGGAACGUUCUAAACAUUUAUUGAAAACUGUUUACUCUAGCGGUGCUAGUUUGGACGGUACCUUUUUUGGCAGCGGUGGAAGGGAUAGCGUUGGAGACAAUAGUGCUAUCAUAAAAAUGGACGAAGAUUCUAUGGAAGAGGAAGCAUCUAACACAUUCCUCAGUUCCGCAGAUCCUGAUGAUGAACUCAUUAAAAAACUGCCAAAAGAAAUCCUUUUACGUAUAUUUUCAUACCUGGAUGUGGUAUCUUUAUGCAGAUGUGCACAAGUUAGCAAAUAUUGGAACGUUCUUGCCUUGGAUGGGUCAAGUUGGCAAAAAAUCAACCUAUUCGAUUUUCAGCGUGACAUUGAGGGUAAAGUUAUAGAAAAAAUAUCCAAACGCUGUGGUGGAUUUUUGAAGUUUCUUUCUUUACGCGGCUGUCAAUCAAUCGGAGAUCAAUCAAUAAGAACCUUAGCAAAACACUGCCCCAAUAUUGAACACUUGGACUUGUCGGAAUGCAAGAAAAUUACAGAUGUGUCUACUCAAUCCAUAAGCCGUUACUGUGCGAAAUUAACUUCAAUUAACUUAGAUUCAUGUUCCAAUAUAACCGACAAUAGUUUAAAAUAUAUAUCAGAUGGAUGUCGAUUUUUAAUGGAGAUAAAUGUUUCAUGGUGUCAUCUGAUCAGUGAAAAUGGUGUUGAAGCUGUGGCCCGAGGAUGUCCUAAAUUGCGCAAGUUUUGCAGUAAAGGUUGUAAGCAGGUUAAUGAUAAUGCCAUCACUUGUUUAGCACAGUAUUGUCCCUAUUUAAUGGUGCUCAAUUUACAUAGUUGUGAGUCUGUUUCCGACUCAUCUAUACGGCAAAUCGCCUCCAAUUGUCCUAAGCUACAAAAGCUGUGUGUUUCAAAAUGCGCGGAAUUAACUGAUCUCUCAUUAAUGGCACUUUCACAAAAUAACCCACUAUUAAACACACUAGAGGUGUCCGGCUGUCGCAACUUUACUGACGUAGGUUUUCAAGCUUUAGGUAGAAAUUGCAAAUAUUUGGAACGUAUGGACUUGGAGGAAUGCAACCAAAUAACAGAUUUAACAUUAGCACACUUAGCCACUGGUUGUCCUAGUCUCGAAAAACUGACUUUAUCACAUUGUGAGCUUAUUACCGACGAUGGAAUACGUCAGCUUGCUGCCGGUAGUUGCGCUGCUGAGAGUUUAUCCGUCCUUGAAUUGGAUAAUUGUCCAUUAAUCACCGAUCGUACAUUAGAAUAUUUAGUAUCUUGUCACAAUUUACAAAGUAUUGAGCUAUUUGACUGCCAAAUGAUAACAAGAGCAGCAAUACGUAAAUUAAAAAAUCAUCUACCAAAUAUUAAAGUUCAUGCCUACUUUGCACCAGUUACACCGCCACCAGUCACUACUGGACAUCGCCCCCGGUAUUGUCGUUGUUGUGAGAUUCUUUGAGAUUCGGCCAUUGGCUUCGCCAGAAAAUUUUUGUGCAAGUGCCCCACUGACUGAUGUUUGUUUAUAUUUGCUAGUACUUUUCUGAUUGUUAUGACGAUUACUAUAACAUCGCUUACAUUGAUUUUGCUCUUUUCUAUAAUAUACGAUGCUAUUUGAAAUUUUAACGAAACACAAAAAUUAUAUUUAUGAUAUUUGAAAAAGUUAUAAAACGAUCACCAGAUUUGAA
This is a messenger RNA of Teleopsis dalmanni, 2178 nucleotides long. Its product is annotated as F-box/LRR-repeat protein 20. Gene Ontology annotation, biological process: SCF-dependent proteasomal ubiquitin-dependent protein catabolic process. The transcript has 9 exons. Gene Ontology annotation, cellular component: SCF ubiquitin ligase complex. Gene Ontology annotation, molecular function: protein binding. The record is from RefSeq and is a predicted model, not a curated record. Lineage: Eukaryota; Metazoa; Arthropoda; Insecta; Diptera; Diopsidae. The coding region runs from base 114 to 1952 and encodes 612 amino acids.